Anguilla rostrata (American eel) is the source of this 4094-nucleotide messenger RNA. RefSeq lists its product as uncharacterized. The transcript has 4 exons. Gene Ontology annotation, cellular component: nucleoplasm; cytoplasmic stress granule. Gene Ontology annotation, molecular function: RNA binding. NCBI's taxonomy places the organism in Eukaryota, Metazoa, Chordata, Actinopteri, Anguilliformes, Anguillidae. The coding region runs from base 1086 to 1925 and encodes 279 amino acids. The record is from RefSeq and is a predicted model, not a curated record.
AUAACACAAGCCAAUGUAAACUGACUUGAAACAUUUUUUAAGUGUCAAGGUUUCCACGUUUUUAAGAAGCUCGGCUAAGUCUUACGAAAUGCAUAACCAGCACUAGCUUCUGUGUUAGCUGAUAUUCGUUCGUCUUUUAAGUUGACUCGACAAUAAUACUCUAACUUGACUUGGUUUUCGAAUUUUUUCUAAAUCACUUUUGAUAUCUGUAAUUAGCUUGCUGACAGAUAAACUUUACUUGUUGUGCUAAUACUACUUCGAAGUAGACUAGCUAAAUUAGCCGCUAACGCAGCUAACAAGCUAAAUUGGCUAACUUUGUGUGGCCCGGAGCGAUGUAGUCCGUCCAAGCUAGCUAGCUUACUGUAGCUAGCAAGUUUACUGCUAGCUACUUUUGCUGAGGAAGACAAACGUAUUUAUAAGCUAACAUCGGCACGCUGAUUUAUCUGGUGAACUACACUUAUGUACAGGCUUUGUCACUCGGAACUGCCUAAGUUCUGUGGCUGGGUAUUCUAUGUAUCUUGAAUGCGAAAGCUUUCUUUUCGGAAUCUGUUGGUUGGCUAGCAAGCGUUAGCCAGCUAUCUUUGGUCGUGCGAGAGCGCCGUUUAGCUAUCUGGUUUUCUUCUUGCUAGAAGUUCUUGCUAGUGCUAGAACAAUCCAGAACCACUAACAUCAGUCAGCUUGUUGUAGGAGUUGCAAUAAAAUAAUUGGAAACCAGUCUUAAAGUAUUACUUUUAAGAGUUGGCAAGAGCGUGUAAGUAUUAAAGCAGAUCGACGUUUUAUCCGCUGGCUAGAAUAGCUGAUCGUUGAAAUGUUGUGGAGUUGUUGCUAGCAAACUCUACAAAGUCUUGAGCCAGCACAACUGUACGUUCAGUCUAGUACUAGUAGUAGGGUUAUCGAAUAACUAACCGGUUUAGUAUCGGGAAUAUUGCCGUCACAAUAAAGUACGCAAAAUAGCUUUCGGGCCAAAAUUGUCCAGCGUACACAGACAAGUCAGACAAGUUAACCAGCAAUGUGAAGAAUGAGAUUUGUGAGUUCGAAUGUGGAUGAAACGUGGUCUACCUUAGCCCGCUAAGCUACAUCCUACAAUGGCGUUAGUUUGGCAUCACUGGCUACAGUUACAUAGCGACGGUACGUGGGAGGCCAGCAGCACGGUGUGUGAGCCGGACGCCCUCUACGACACCGCGGCCCUGGUCUCCCCGCCCAACCCGGAGCCGCACAUCCGGAACCGCCGCCUCUCCCCCGGCUCGGGGGAGUGCGGCGGGGGAGGGGGCGGCGGCAACCGGGUCCGCGGCAAGCCGGAGACGCCCCCGCCCGAGCACGGCCCCGCCUCCGGCAGGGAUGCCGAGCACAGGGCCCACCCGAAGGGGCGCGCCCUGCGGAAGGUUCCGGAAGGGGCCCGGGCGGCCCGAGCGAGGAGGGGGGAGAGGGAGAGGUGGGCGGGGGACGGGCUGUCGCUGCUCAAGCCCCCGCCCGCGUUCCCGGUGCAGGACAGCCCCGCCAAGCUUCAGCCGGCCGUCAGCUACGCCUCCAAGGUCAAGUCGGGCGGGGCAGGGGGCGGGGCCGAGGACCCCCCGGCCAUCGGAGUGCUGCUCCAGAACCAGUGGGGGCUCAGCUUCAUCAGCGAGGGGCCCCAAGCACAGAACGGGCCCACUUUUGGAGGCCCCCCUUGCUCUCCUGUGGACCCCAUCGAUGAAACCCCUGCUCCAGAGACUCACACUCAGACCCCGCCUCCUGUCACGCCCCCUCUUCCCAUCAGCCAAUGUCGAGAAGAGAUUGACAGCUCAGGGGAGCUGCUGCUUGGCUGUCGCCACCUAGUGGAGGCGUUGCGGUAUCACACUCAAGAAUGGGGUGCACUCGACAGCAAGCAGAAACGAGGGUCUGCCACGAUCAUCUGGUACAAGAACUCUGCAGAGCAACCAGCUUAACACACACUGACAUGCUGCACACACGCGCGCACACACACACACUGACAUGCUACGCGCACACAAACACAAACCCUGACGUGCUACUCAUGCGCGCACACACAGACAUGCUACACACACACUCAAACACUGACGUGCUACUCACGCGCACACACGCAGACAUGCUACACACACACAGACAUGCUACUCACGCACACACACUGACAUGCUACACACACACUCAAACCCUGACGUGCUACUCACGCGCACACACACAGACAUGCUACACACACACUCAAACACUGACGUGCUACACACACACACACACACAGAUAUGCUACACUCACGCGCGCACACACGGACAUGCUACACUCGCACACGCACGCACGCAAACAAAUGCACACAGUUAAGUAUUUACUAGGGGUGUUGAUCGUUUACCAUUUAAACUUUUAAACGAUACGUUUUUUUAAAUGAUAUUCCACAAACAGCGAAACGUUAAUUUGGUACGUGAUGUUUUCCUUCGCCACAAAUGUUUCUGUCCCCCUUCACAAGAUGAAGAUAAGUUCUUCAGAUUUUCCUCAUUCAAAGAAAAGACGUGCCAGUUUCCUGCAUCGUCUCAAAGGAGCGGUUUUGUUUUUCAGUGAAUCGGGGAAACUGCAGAUUUCCAGACCUUAAAUGUCUGGACUUGGGGGUAUGACGUAGGUGCACCCACAGCUGAUAGCUGGAGAGAUAGGCUGGGACUUGGUAAACUUUUGUCCUCAAUUUUUGUAGUUAGAAUUUUUGUUCACAGAAUCGAUUUGGCAAGUUGGCUUUAGCGAUAGCUGAACUUGCUAAACUGUUCAGUGAACAAAACUGUACCUUUGUUUUGUAGUUGUGGGCAAAUGUUGAUUGAAUCCUGGCAAAAGUUUAGCGGUAAACCCAAAUACGAGUAGCCCCUGGGACGGCUAGGGCCUAAAAAUCAGCAUUUCCUGAUUUUUGUCUGGAAUAAUCGCCAGUUUCAAUUUGGUCCAAAAGAAGAAACAAAAAAUACAAUUAUUUUAAUGUACUGCUGUUUUUGGAGUUUCAUUUGUAAUCAGCAUGGUUUCUUCCCCCUUUCAACCUUAAAUCUGCCAGUAGCUUUUUUAAAAGUUGCACAUAUAUAUUGACAGUGAUUGGCUGCAGGCAGGCCCCAUACACUUUGUGUCAGGCCCAAACUCCAUAAUGCCUCUCGCAGUAGGAGUGCUUAUCCAGGAUCAGUUGAGCCUUUUUGUCUCGUAAUGGGAAAGGUUAUGAUGCACAUUGCCCUGCUUGAUCCCAGGUCAGCACUCCUGCGCUUGCCAUGCUUUGCCAAGGCAAGUCCAGGUCGCCAGAAAUUAGAAAGUGGUACCCGUGUGAGAAAAGGCAUUUUCUUCUUUGCUUGCUUUCAUCACUGUUAAACACACAAACCAAUUACCGGUAUUUCCUGAGAGAUUUUAUACAUCUAGUUAUCGUUUAAACGGUUAAUUAUUUCGUUAAUUUUUUUCCGCGUGUCAACACUCUUGGUAUUUACCCCGUUGCACGAAUGCGCUGUGCACUGACUCACACGAAACGAACACGAACACGUACGCGCGCGCGCCCGCGCCCGCGCUCACACGCUCCGGACUAAUGUCUUGAAAGGAGAAGGACGACCAGAAUUCUCCGACGCCUUACAACAGAGCCUGCCUCAAAUCGGACCUGGAGUUCUGCUUACGCCUCGCAGCGAACGUUCAGCCUUUGGGGACUUCCUUUUUAAAAUCUUCGUCGAGAGCCGUCAUUUUAACGUAACGGACUGCGGUCUUAUUGUAGAGACGUCUUUUUUUAAAGUCCUCCCUGAAAUGCGAGUGAUCAAUCAAGCACUUUCUGAUCCGUUGUAACCUGGUUUGUUGUACUCCACCCGACUGUUUUUUUUUUUUUUUAUGAGCACAGCUUUGAAAUGUAAUAAUUAUAAUUGUUUCUUUUUUGCUCUUUUUUACACUGGAAACGAAUGGUCGUUUCUACUGAGUUUACAUACACACGGGCUCUGAUACAAUGUCGCUGUCCGUGAAGCCGAGUCACCUAUUGUUGAUUUUUUUUUUUUUUUAAAACCCUGUCGGGAUUGUGGUCAUGGAUAAUUGCCUUUGAUUUGAACUACACUGGAAGAGAUUGAGAAUUUAAGUGAACAGUAUUUCCUAAUAAAAGUGAACUAAAGAUAUUGUA